UGUUUCCACACAAAGCUGCGAAUCUUUCUCCAUCGCGCGCAUUGCUGCUCAUUACACCAGAUCUAGAAAAUUAUUUUGAUUGAACUAUUUGUACAAUAUCCUUCUUUUCUUGUCUCCUGCUCUUUACUCAUCGCUCGUUGAAAGGUUUCGUCGUAUUAUUAUUCGAAAAUGUCCCCGUCAUACCCGUCGCCGAAGGUCGGCAAUGCAUCUUCGUCAGCAAAGCAAAUCAAUAAAGAGUCUACUGCUGCCCGUUUCUUAGGAGCAGGAUGUGCUGGAAUUGCAGAGUUGAUGGUUUUCCAUCCAGUCGAUACAACGGCAAAACGAUUAAUGAGUAACCACGGUCGUAUCACCUCCGCCUCGCAGCUGAAUAGUGUCAUUUUCCGAGAGCAGGCAACCGCGUCGGUGCCGAAGCGCUUAUUGUCACUCUUUCCUGGUCUGGGCUACGCAGCCGCUUAUAAGGUCCUGCAGCGUGUGUACAAGUACGGCGGUCAGCCUUUUGCGCGAGAUUAUUUGGCCAGGAAUCAUGGAGACUGGUUUGAUCGCACAUUUGGACGAGGUACUGGCAAAGCUUUAAUGCAUGCAACUGCUGGUUCCCUGAUUGGCAUCGGCGAGAUUGUGCUGUUACCUCUAGACGUGCUUAAGAUUAAGAGGCAGACAAACCCAGAUGCGUUUAGGGGAAGAGGCGUGGUUAAGAUCAUUGCAGACGAGGGCUUCGGCUUGUAUCGAGGAUGGGGCUGGACCGCUGCUAGAAACGCACCGGGAUCAUUCGCACUUUUUGGUGGCUCAGCCGCGGCGAAGCAAUACCUCUACAAACUUCAGGACUAUAACGAAGCCACGUGGAUGCAGAACUUUAUUGCCUCGAUCGCCGGAGCAUCUGCCUCACUCGUCGUCUCUGCACCUCUUGAUGUUGUAAAAACACGCAUACAGAAUAGAAAUUUUGACGAUGCGAAAUCUGGAUUCAAGAUUGUUAGCGACAUGGCGAGAUAUGAGGGUGCGACUGCCUUUUUCAAAGGCUUGGUGCCGAAGCUGCUAAUGACAGGCCCCAAACUCGUCUUUUCUUUCUGGUUGGCGCAGACGCUUAUUCCCGCGUUCAACAAAUUACUAUAGAAGGACAUAUAGAGGGUCUGCAUGACGCAGGUGUUAGAAAUCGUGCACUAUACUCACAUUUUUCCGGGACAUGCUGGGCAAGUAGUCCUUCUUACAUCAAUGGCACGGCUUUUGAUUUAAAGUGAUCUUAUAGCUUAGGCUGUGAUUAUAGAGUAUAAGCCACUUUGUGAACAUCCCACCACUCCGAAAAAUGCAAACUGCCUUCAGAUUAAGCCUUUUUGA
Verruconis gallopava is the source of this 1329-nucleotide messenger RNA. RefSeq lists its product as uncharacterized. Gene Ontology annotation, cellular component: mitochondrion. The transcript is spliced from 4 exons. The coding region runs from base 169 to 1107 and encodes 312 amino acids. The record is from RefSeq and is a predicted model, not a curated record. Lineage: Eukaryota; Fungi; Ascomycota; Dothideomycetes; Venturiales; Sympoventuriaceae. Gene Ontology annotation, molecular function: guanine nucleotide transmembrane transporter activity.